CGGGGCAGGUCCCGGUGGGUGCGGGCGGGCCGCGCUGCUGGGUGUCCGCCCCGGGACGCUCCCCACCGGCCUGCUCGCCGCUGCUGACCCCGCGCUGGGCCCGGGGACGUUCCAAGUGCCCAGACUUAGCAAACUUGCCAGCUCAGAGGAGGAGACCUACCCGACGGGGGGCCAAACCCCAACAAGUAAUUGCCUCUGGCUGGUUGACGUCAGUUAACGACUGGACUUUGUACCCAGAAGAGAGUUAAAGCUAAGGACGGUUGGAGAUAAAGUCAUUUCCUCCUUGGGUUGCCCAGCAAGGACGUCGAAAAUGAAAGGCCUUAUCCUCCUCGCUCUUCUCCUUUCCAUAAGCUCAGCCAUCCAGUCAGUCACUCCAAACUCAACUGCCGCCACAUCAACUCCUACCACAACUCCUACCACCACACCAACUCCUACCACCACACCAACUCCUACCACCACAUCAACUCCUACCACCAAACCAACUCCUACCACCACACCAACUCCUACCAUCACAUCAACUCCUACCACCAAACCAACUCCUACCACCACACCAACUCCUACCAUCACAUCAACUCCUACCACCAAACCAACUCCUACCACCACACCAACUCCUACCAUCACAUCAACUCCUACCACCAAACCAACUCCUACCACCACACCAACUCCUACCAUCACAUCAACUCCUACCACCAAACCAACUCCUACCACCACACCAACUCCUACCAUCACAUCAACUCCUACCACCAAACCAACUCCUACCACCACAUUAACUCCGACCACCACAUCAACUCCUACCACCAAACCAACUUCACCUAUUUCUACCUCAUUGGUAAGUAUGACUUCUGUAUCAAGUACAGUUUCAACCACCACUGUCACCACCAUCUCAGCUGGAAGUGGCAACUCAGACACAGCUACUACUUCAACAAUAUCAGUGACCAAUAACGGAUCAUCCGUCAACACAACCACACAGAAUAAUUCUUCAGCAGCUACUAGCAGUGUCAUUUCGUCCAAGACCAGCACCCCAACCAUUCCUUCCCCCCCAGGCCCCAGCAGUCCUUGCCAAGGAGCUCCCUGUAAAGGUGAUUCUUCCUGUGUUAGCCUGAACAGUACCUACUUUUGCCUGUGCUUCUUUGGAUAUUACUAUAACUCCUCCACAUGCAAAAAAGGAAAGGUAUUCCCUGGGACAAUUAAAGUAGAAGUAUCAGAAGUAUCUGGUUUGGGAGAUGAAAAUUCUCUGGCCUAUCAACAACUCCAUAAUAAAGUUAUUGAAUUUUUUGGGGGCACAUUUCGCAAUUUUGAUUAUGGACAGACCGUAAUUGAUGGAGUAAGCAUCCGUCCUUCAGCGAGACUAGAGAUGCGUGCUGGCGGUACUGGUGUUGAGGUAACGGUCCUAAACAUCUUCGCAGAAACGACAAAAGAAAAUGAGGGGACCGUGCUUGAAUUAGUUACAAAAGCGAUUGAAAACAACACAAACAACAUUCUAGGAUAUUCUAAUCAAUCUUUGUGUGAUUAUUUCAAUUGUGAAAAGGAAAAUGCCCAGGACAAGUGUGACAAUGGUUUGCUGUGUAAAUGCAAGCCAGGGUUUGAAAGACCUAACCCACAGAUCCCUAUGUGUCUUGCUUCUGCUCCAACGUGUCCUGACACCUGCAAUGCAAACAACAAUAGGCAAUGCUUAGUGAACAAGGACAACACGGGCGUUGAAUGCGUGUGCCUGUCAGGCUACAAGGAAGAUGGUCAUGGGAUCUGUCAAAAGUGUGGAUUUGGCUACGGUGGAGUCAACUGUGAAGACCAAUUUCAGCUGAUCCUCACUAUCGUGGGCAGCAUUGGCGGCGCCCUCAUUCUCGGCCUGGUGAUCGCAUUGAUCUGCUUGACAAGGUCAAAGAACAAAGACAAGUAUAUUGAAGAACAGAACUUGAUUGAGAACGACUUUCAGAAUCUGAGACUACAGCAGACGACAGGCUUCAGCAAUCUAGGAGCAGAUGGGAGCAUCUUCCCUAAAGUCAGGGCCAAUAUCUCCGGUCAGCCACAGAAUCCCUACGCAAACCACAGAAGCAUGCCCCGUCCUGACUACUAGAAUGGUAAAAAUUGGGGCCUAUCCAUGGCCCUCAACCCAAUGUAUGAACUUUCCUUUUGAGUGUUUAAAAGACUAAUGGAGAAGUGAGCAGCUGGGAAGAUCUGGCCUUUGGUAUUCAUCUGCCACCCAGCACCCAGCCUCUCUGGAUGGAAGUUGUGACUACUUGCAAUGCAUGCAGCUUGUUUGCUAAGUACCUACGGAAUUAAAUGCACAUAGAUGCUAUAAGCACUUGUAAGACAGUUGAUUUUGUCCAAUCAGUACAAUGGUUAGGUAUUUGGUGGUUUUUUUUUUUUUUUUUUUUUUUUUUUUUGGUCCUGGCAGGGCAACAAUAACCACUCCCAAUCUAGAGGAAAGCCCCCCAAGAUUGUGGACGCCUGGGAGAAUGUUGCUUUGAGCUGAUAGCCUACAGAUCCACGACCUCAUUCUGAGACUCUUCCGCAUCAGCUGUGUAGGCCCCAGGGCAUGGAAAGAAAUACCAUCUUGUAAGGUUCUCAGGUUAAUUCUUGACCAAGUUAAAAUAGGAUGCUCCUUCUGUCCAGAGUAGGCAUUUCAUCACGCUUGCCCUGGGUGCCUCACACCAAGGAGACAGAAAAAAACACGUCCCUCAGCUUUUUGGGGAGAAGUGACCAGGAACGCAGGAUCUUUUUGAUGUGCCUUCGAAGGCCCAGACUAGAACUGUCCACCAUGAAGUACGUUCUAGAGUUUUUGAAAUGCCAGUAGGUUGGUGGAGGUAGGGAGAAAAAAACGGUAAAACCAAGAGUGAGAGGAAUAGAGGCCGAAGGAAGGUAGGCAGGAGGAGGAGCGCAGGAGAAUGCACGCUGCAUCCACCCUCGUCCCUGGAUCCCCUCCUCCAGGAGCCAACAGACCUUUCCUCCAAUUCAUGUUCUGCCCACAAGCUGGAGCCUAAGGAAGUGUGAAGCUGAAACCCCAGGAGCCAGAGCUGGAAGGCACUUUGAAGCUGCAGAUUCUGUUUGGUGGAUGGUGAAAGAGGGAGCCUGGGUCCUGGAUCCAGAUGCCCAGCCUCCUUGUGAUGCAGAUUCCAGCGACCUCAUGGAGGACUCCGCUCUCCCUGUGGCGCUGCACACGCAGCCACCUCCCGCAUGCGCCUUCUGUUGUGUUAAUAGGGCCCUUGUUUGUGUCUCCUAUCUGGUCCCCUUGCAAGUUAUUUUUAUUUGUUGUUACUAUUAUUUGUUCUUGACUAUUAACUAACUAUAAGAGGUAACAAAUAAAGUGUCUUUGGUA
Molecule: messenger RNA, 3316 nt
Organism: Canis lupus familiaris (dog)
Lineage: Eukaryota; Metazoa; Chordata; Mammalia; Carnivora; Canidae
Gene: MUC13
Product: mucin 13, cell surface associated
Exons: 13
Coding region: 311-2074 (587 amino acids)
Source: RefSeq, a predicted model, not a curated record